Molecule: messenger RNA, 305 nt
Organism: Gopherus flavomarginatus (Mexican gopher tortoise)
Lineage: Eukaryota; Metazoa; Chordata; Testudines; Testudinidae
Product: serine protease inhibitor Kazal-type 1-like
Exons: 5
Coding region: 1-258 (85 amino acids)
Molecular function (GO): protein binding; serine-type endopeptidase inhibitor activity
Source: RefSeq, a predicted model, not a curated record
AUGAAGAUAAAAGGUGCCUUUGUGUUCCUUUCCCUGGCAUUUUGCUGCUUCAUUUUAGGAGUCACCACUCAAGGUGGGAGUCAGCCUGGCUGCAGUACAUACAAAAAUCCAGAUGGAACCUGGAUAGGAGGCUGUCCAAGGAACUAUGCACCAGUCUGUGGAACAGACGGCAUCGCUUACAGCAAUGAAUGUUUGCUGUGUGAAAAAAUCUGGGAAACUGGAGUCCCCAUUGGCAUAAAGCACAAAGGAGAAUGUUAGCACAAUGGAUGAAUAAUGGAUGAAUUGGUGUAAAGCACAAACAGGAG